Molecule: messenger RNA, 2118 nt
Organism: Pedinophyceae sp. YPF-701
Lineage: Eukaryota; Viridiplantae; Chlorophyta; Pedinophyceae
Source: the annotation of a GenBank genome assembly
AUGCGCUGCAACCUCGUCCUGAAGCCCGCGGCGCAGGUGCCGCUGCGCCACCCCGCGUCGCGCCGCCACGUCGGCCGCACGCAGGUCGUCACCAAGGCCUUCGACGACCCGGAGAAGAAGCCCGGGAAGAUCUGGUUCACCGCCGCUGACGAGGCGGCCCGCCAGGCCCUGCCCAAGGUCACCCUGGAGAUCAACGGCCGCCAGGUCGACGUCCCCGAGGGCUCCACCAUCAUGCAGGCCGCCCACGACGUCGACGUCUACAUCCCGCACCUGUGCCACCACCCGCGCCUGGAGGACAACGCGCCGGGCAGCUGCCGGCUGUGCCAGGUGGAGGUGGACGGCAAGGCGAAGCCGGCGUGCAAGACGGAGGUGACGGCGGGGAUGAAGAUCGACACGGACACGGAGGCGAUCCGCGCGGGCGUGACGAAGCAGCUGAACGCGCUGCUGGGGUGCCACCCCGACGACUGCAUGACGUGCCUCGCGGACGGCAAGUGCGACUUCCAGGACCUGAUCCGCAAGUACCACGUGACGGACGACCACAACCGCACGCUCAAGGCGGUGGACGAGAAGGGCUACGACGCGCUGGGCCCGGUGAAGGACCAGUCGAGCCCCGCGCUGCAGCUGGACUUCGACCGGUGCGUCAAGUGCGGGCGCUGCAGCUACGUGUGCAACGACGUGCAGAUGAUGAACGUCCUGCAGCACGUCGGCAAGGGCAAGGACCGCCGCAUCGGCAUCGCGGCGGGCGUGGACCUCGACAGCACGAACUGCAUCGAGUGCGGGCAGUGCGCGGCGGUGUGCCCCACGGGCGCGAUCUUCGAGCGCGAGGAGUGGCAGGACGUGGAGCGCCACCUCGAGAACCGCCGCGGCGGCAAGGUGGUGGUCGUGCAGACGGCGCCGGCGACGCGCGUGGCCAUCGGCGAGGAGGUCGGCCUCGAGGCCGGCUCGAUCUCGACGGGCCGCAUGGUCGCGGCGCUGCGCAAGCUCGGGUUUGACUACGUGUUUGACACCAACUUCACGGCCGACCUGACGAUCAUGGAGGAGGGCAUGGAGCUGAUCAAGCGCCUGACGGCGGUGCUGGCGGAGGAGAAGGAGGCCGGGUCGAUCGACCACCCGCUCCCCGCGGCGGGCACGGACGGGCACCCCGCCGCCGAGGGCGACCACGAGAACCACAUGGGCCCGGUGCCGAUGUUCACGUCGUGCUGCCCCGCGUGGGUCAACUUCGUGGAGAAGGAGCACCCGGAGCUCAUCCCGCACCUGUCGACGUGCAAGUCGCCGCAGCAGAUGAUGGGCGCGGUGAUCAAGCGCGUGUGGGCGGAGCGCGCGGGCGUGAAGCCCGAGGACGUCAUCUCGGUGUCGGUGAUGCCGUGCACGGCGAAGAAGCACGAGGCCGAGCGCCCGGGCAUGGGCGAGGCCGGCGUCGCGGACGUGGACUACGUGAUCACCACGCGCGAGCUGGGCCGCAUGCUGCGCGAGAAGCGCGUCCCGCUCGGGUCGCUCAAGGAGGAGGAGUACGACGACCCGCUCGGCUCGGGCACGGGCGCGGCGGUGAUCUUCGGCGCGACGGGCGGCGUGAUGGAGGCCGCCGUGCGCACUGCCUACGAGGUGGUGACGGGCGAGCCGCUCGCGGACGUCAACCUGACGCCCACGCGCGGGUUCGAGGGCGUCAAGGAGGCCACGCUGCACAUGAAGAGCAAGGACGGCGCGGUCGACCGCGACGUGCGCAUCGCGAUCGCCAACAACAUUGGCAACGCGCGCAACCUGGUGGACGCCAUGGAGCGCGGCGAGGUGCACUACGACUUCGUCGAGGUGAUGGCGUGCUCGGGCGGGUGCAUCGGCGGCGGCGGGCAGCCCAAGACGGCCGACCCGAUGGCGGCCUUCAAGCGCAUGAUGGGGAUCUACGAGAUUGACGAGCGCAGCACGCCGCGCAAGUCGCACGAGAACCCCGACGUGGUGCAGAUCUACAAGGAGGUGUUCGGCGAGCCCAACAGCCACAAGGCGCACGAGCUCCUGCACACGACCUACACGGACCGCUCCGCGACCACCGUCAAGGCCGACCCGCCCGCGGCGCCCAAGGUCCGCGCCAAGAAGGCCGCGCCCAAGGCCGCGCCGCCGUCGUGA